GGGCGGAAGGAGCGAAGCCACGCCGUCUUCGAAGCUGCCGUACUGAACAGGGUCUCCCAAGCUCGGUGGUCAUGGCACUGGGCCGGCAGCUACUGCUCUGCGCAGCGGCCAUUAUUCCAGUUGUACUAUGUGACCAAGCGCGACACUUCCCUCCCAACUGGGAGCAGAACAACAGCUGGGAGCAGAGUAACAACGGCCAGCAGGGCAACAACUGGCAGCAGGGCAACAACUGGCAGCAGGGCAACAACUGGCAGCAGGGCAACAACUGGCAGCAGGGCAACAAUUGGCAGCAGGGCAACAAUUGGCAACAGGGCAGCGGCUGGGAAACAGGCCAGAACGGACAGCAGGGCAGUGGGCAGGGGGAAGGCGUAGUGGAAGAAGGGUCCGGCGGGGGUGACGGCAGCCAGCUGCCCUGCUCUGAGGCCGGGUACUUCCCCUACCCGGGGAACUGCGCCAGGUUCUACCGCUGCGUGGACUGGAUGGGUGACGGCUCCUGGUUCUCGGCGUAUGAGUUCGACUGCCCGGCGGGCACUCUCUUCGAUGACACAUUGGACAUCUGUAACCACCCCGACUGGAUCGAGCCCCCACCCGACUGCCUGGGCGGAGCUGAGGGGGGCGCCGGCGGAUCUGGAGGUUCCGGUGGAUCGGGCGGUUCUGGUGGAUCGAGUGGCUCAAGUGGAUCAGGUGGAUCUGGUGGGUCUGGUGGCUCUACCGGAUCCGCUGGAUCAGGUGGUUCAGGUGGAUCCGGUGGAUCAAGUGGAUCAGGCGGCUCCGGCAGCUCUGGCGGAUCAGGUGGAUCUGGCGGUGCCAGUGGAUCUGGUGGAUCAAGUGGUUCAAGUGGAUCAGGUGGAUCUAGUGGAUCUGGUGGCUCUACCGGAUCUGGUGGAUCAGGUGGUUCAGGUGGAUCCGGUGGAUCAAGUGGAUCAGGCGGCUCCGGCGGCUCUGGCGGAUCAGGUGGAUCUUGGGGUUCCGGUGGAUCUGGUGGAUCAAGUGGCUCAAGUGGAUCAGGUGGAUCUGGUGGGUCUGGUGGCUCUACCGGAUCCGCUGGAUCAGGUGGUUCAGGUGGAUCCGGUGGAUCAAGUGGAUCAGGCGGCUCCGGCGGCUCUGGCGGAUCAGGUGGAUCUUGGGGUUCCGGUGAAUCUGGUGGAUCAAGUGGCUCAAGUGGAUCAGGUGGAUCUAGUGGAUCGGGUGGCUCUGCCGGAUCUGGUGGUUCAGGUGGUUCAGGUGGAUCCGGUGGAUCCGGUGGAUCAAGUGGAUCAGGCGGCUCCAGUGGCUCUGGCGGAUCAGGUGGAUCUUGGGGUUCCGGUGGAUCUGGUGGAUCAAGUGGCUCCGGUGGAUCAGGCGGAUCAAGCGGGUCAGGUGGAUCCGGUGGAUCAGGUGGAUUAGGCGGAUCAAGUGGAUCAGGCGGUUCUGGUGGUUCUGGUGGUUCCGCUGGAUCAAAUGGAUCAGGUGGUCCUGGUGGAUCGGGUGGAUCAAGUGGAGCAGGUGGUUCCAGUGGAUCUAGCGGCUCCGGCGGAUCUGGUAGCUCUGGUGGAUCGAGUGAAUCGGGUGGUGCUGGUGGAUCGAGCGAAUCUGGUGGUUCUCACGAAUCUGGUGGCUCCGGCGAAUCUGGUGGCUCUGGGGGAUCAAGUGGAUCAGGUGGUAUUAGUGGAUCGGGUGGAUCAAAUGAAUCUGGUGGCUCCAGCGCAUCAGGUGGCUCUUGGGAAUCAGGUGUAUCGGGAGGAUCAAGUGGAUCUGGUGGUUCCAGUGGUUCAAGUGGGACUGAAGGAUCAAGCGUUGGUGGCUCGAGUGGGUCGGGAGGUACUGGUGGGUCACAAGGAUCCGGUGGAUCUGGUUCGGAAGGGGGCUCUGGUGGAUCAGGAAGCUCUGGUUCUGAGGGUGCAUCUGGUGGAUCAGGGGGAAGCGGCGCUGAGGGGGGAGCUGGUUCUGGAGGAGGAUCUGAAGGAUCUGGAGGCUCCGGCUCAGGAGGAUCUUGGGGAUCAGGUGGAGCGGGAGGUUCUGGGUCCCAGGGAGGUUCUAGUUCUCAGGGAGGCUCGGGUUCUGAGGGCGGGUCCAGUUCUGAGGGAGGAUCUGGGGGAUCAGGGGGCUCUGGCUCUGAAGGAGGAUCCGGAGGCACUGGUGGGUCAGGGGGCUCUGGUGGAUUAGGAGGCUCUGGCGGAUCAGGAAACAUAGAUUCUAUGGGGGGAUCUGGUGGGUCAGAGGGCUCCGGCUCUGAAGGAGGAUCCGGUGGGUCAGGAAGCUCUGGUUCCCAGGGAGGUGCUGGUGGAUCAGGAGGAUCAGGCUCUGAGGGAGGAUCUGGCGGAUCAGGAAGUUCUGGAUCCCAGGAAGGAUCUGGUGGUUCAUGGGGCUCUGGCGGAUCAGGAGGUUCUAAUGGGUCGGGAGGGUCUGGCGGGACAGGAGGCUCUGGAGGAUCAUGGGGCUCUGGUGGAUCAGGAGGAUCUAGUGGGUCGGAAGGCUCCGGUGGGUCAGGAGGCUCUAGCGGAUCAUGGGGCUCCGGUGGAUCAGGAGGAUCUAGUGGGUCGGGAGGCUCUGGCGGAUCAUGGGGCUCUGGUGGAUCGGGAGGCUCUGGCGGGUCGGAAGUCUCUGGAGGGUCAGGAAGCUCUGGCGGAUCAUGGGGCUCUAGUGGAUCAGGAGGCUCUGGAGGAUCAGAAGGUUCUGGAGAAUCAGGAGGCUCUGGAGGAUCAGGAGGCUCUGGAGGAUCAGGAGGCUCCGGUGGAUCAGGAGGCUCUAGUGGGUCGGGAGGCUCUGGCGGAUCAUGGGGCUCUGGUGGAUCAGGGGGAUCUGAAGGAUCAGGAGGUUCUGGCGGAUCAUGGGGCUCUGGUGGAUCAGAAGGCUCUAGUGGAUCGGGAGGCUCUGGCGGGUCAGGAGGCUCGGGAGGAUCAUGGGGCUCUGGUGGAUCAGGAGGCUCUAGUGGAUCGGGAGGCUCCAGCGGGUCAGGAGGCUCUGGCGGAUCAUGGGGCUCUGGUGGAUCAGGAGGCUCUGGUGGAUCAGAAGGCUCUGGAGGAUCAGGAGGUUCUGGCGGAUCAUGGGGCUCUGGUGGAUCAGGAGGUUCUAGUGGGUCGGGAGGCUCCGGCGGGUCAGGAGGCUCUGGCGGAUCAUGGGGCUCUGGUGGAUCAGGAGGCUCUGGAGGAUCGGGAGGCUCUUCGUCUUCACACACUGAGUUUGGUCUGAUAUGCGGGCGAGAAGGCUAUCUACGGCACCCCAUUUUCUGCAACCAAUUCUACCAGUGCGUGUGGAACGGCAAGUUCUGGACGUUCCUCGUGGCCUCCUGCGCGCCAGGCUUUGUCUACAGCGAGCAGCUGCAGCUGUGCCAGCCGAGAGGCGACGGCGAAACGUGCAGAGACGGCGCGGCCCUGGGAACGCCGCUGGUGCCAUUUAUCGGCGACGGCAGCGGGCUG
Molecule: messenger RNA, 3398 nt
Organism: Pollicipes pollicipes
Lineage: Eukaryota; Metazoa; Arthropoda; Thecostraca; Pollicipedomorpha; Pollicipedidae
Product: putative PE-PGRS family protein PE_PGRS54
Exons: 5
Cellular component (GO): extracellular region
Molecular function (GO): chitin binding
Source: RefSeq, a predicted model, not a curated record